AAGCCCCAUCUCUGCCCAGCCUGCUGCACGCCAGUGUCUGUGCCAGGUCAGACACAGUGCCUCCCCCACUCCCUGCACUGAUCACAGGGGAUGUAGUCAGAAGCACUUUGACUGACAGGGUGAUUAUUGUCGCCGAGUACCGUGUGUGAUCUAUGUGAGCUGGAAAUAAUGGACUGGAAAUAGAUUAGAGGCAAAAAACCACAAAGUGAGAAAAAAUGGAAGUAUCGAAGAAAAUGAAAUGUCAUAAAGUAUCAUAAAACUACUCCAAGAGGUCAGCCAGUUCUGUCAAUGGUCAAAGAGUAAAUGCGUUCGGCUUUGUGGGCCAUGUUGUUGCAACUACUCCACUCUUACGCUGUUGCAGAAGUGGCCACAGAAAACAUCUGUAUCCAGCAUGCUCCAAGGCCACAGCGCUGUGCUCCAGGCGUUGCUGGGGACCUUCUUCACCUGGGGGCUGACAGCAGCCGGGGCGGCCCUCGUGUUCGUAUUCUCUAGCGGACAGAGGCGGAUCUUGGAUGGAAGUCUUGGCUUUGCUGCGGGGGUCAUGCUGGCAGCCUCCUAUUGGUCUCUCCUGGCUCCAGCUGUGGAGAUGGCCACGUCCUCUGGGGGCUUUGGUGCCUUUGCCUUCUUCCCUGUGGCCAUUGGCUUCACCCUUGGAGCUGCUUUUGUCUACCUGGCUGAUCUCUUGAUGCCUCACCUGGGUGCAGCAGAGGACCCCCCGACGGCCCUGGCACUGAACUUCGCCCCUGCGUUGACGAAGAAGUCUGACACUGAGGGUCCCAGGCUGCUCUUCCCUGAGAGUGAACUUUCCAUCCGGAUAGGUAGAGCUGGGCUUCUUUCAGACAAGAGCGAGAACGGCGAGGCCUAUCAGAGGAAGAAGACUGUGGCCGCCAGCCUUCCCGAGGGCCCUGCAGUCCCCGAGCCUCCGCGGGGGACCCCGAUGCAACCCAACAGCGGCAGCUGGAGGAGGAUCGCACUGCUCAUCCUGGCCAUCACCAUCCACAACAUUCCAGAGGGUCUUGCUGUCGGCGUUGGAUUUGGGGCUGUAGAGAAGACGGCAUCUGCAACCUUCGAGAGUGCCAGUGCAGGGUGGACCCAAAUCAUACCGACCGCUACUACCUCUUCCUGGCAAACAGGUGUUGCCCGAGGAAGCGGACCCUGCAGAGGCCAGAGAGCGGGCGAGGCUGCAAAGCCACCCAUAGGAAGCGCAGUGCCGUCCUCUCAGCUUCCCUUCUCUCCACAGCAGCUCCUGGACACUGGGAAUUUAGCCAUUGGAAUUGGGAUCCAGAAUUUCCCGGAGGGCCUGGCUGUCAGCCUCCCCUUGCGAGGGGCUGGCUUCUCCCCCUGGAGAGCCUUCUGGUACGGGCAGCUGAGCGGCAUGGUGGAGCCGCUGGCCGGGGUCUUUGGCGCCUUCGCCGUGGUGCUGGCCGAGCCCCUCCUGCCCUACGCUCUGGCCUUUGCUGCGGGCGCCAUGGUCUAUGUGGUCACGGAUGACAUCAUCCCCGAGGCUCAGAUCAGUGGUAAUGGGAAACUGGCCUCCUGGGCCUCCAUCCUGGGAUUCGUGGUGAUGAUGUCCCUCGACGUUGGCCUGGGCUAGUGCUGAGAUGCUUCGGACCCCAGGACAAGCGGCACCAGGAAACUGCAACGGUUGGCUUCUACGGGACCACAGGCCUCUUCCUUUACAUUAAAACCCUCUUCCUUUCUCUCCUUUUCAUCUCAUUAUCCUGAUUGACUCUGAUUAUAGUAGGACAAUUUUUACCUUUCUUUGGAGGGAGAUAUUGGUUUCAUUUAGAAUGUUGAGGUGUCACGGAACUACAGAUUUUUGUUUGGCCACAGAAUAGAAUCUGUCUUCAGCAGGAUUACCAAGGACACACCAAUCAGGGAAAUCUCUGCUUUCACAGUCUCAAGUCUCCCUUGGUGGGCUCAGUGGCAGCUUCUCAAGGUCACCUACAGGAGCAAACUACCAAGAGAGAAGCCUCCUAAGCAUUUUUGCCUCAUGACUCAGAGCAGAAUGGCCAGGACACCUCUCAUCGGUACCUCUUGAUUUUUCACCAUUGAUCGUCUACCCAUGAGACCGGAACUGGAACAUCGUGGACAUAGCAACCCACUCUCCAAGGUCCAGCCAGCCAAAGGAGGAAUAUGCCUUCCUCUGCGUCCCCCAAGGGAGAUGCUGUAUGGGAGGGGAACACAAAGGGAAGGGAGGCGGGUAGUCUUUCUCUUUCUUUCUUAUUUUUUCUGAAGGCAAAAAUCGACACUAUUGAUGUUAAGGGAAUUCAGAUGACUAUGAACACAGAGUGAGAGUGCAGCUUUGAUUAGAGACCUCUGCUCUCUAUGGAUUCCAAGAGCAAAGUGGUUUGUCAUGGUUUCCAAAUCCCCUAGACAUUUAUUUCCAUAAGUCUAUAGCCUUCAGUUUUCUAAGAGACUUGGGGACACCAGCAGACAGCUGGAACUCAAGCCCUCGUGUAGUUACGAAGGGAGCCACUUAAGCUAACUUAAGUCAGAGAAAGACAUUUGGAAUCUGCAAUAGGUCCUUCCCUAUUGACUAUGUGACCUGUAACCUGACCUUGAAUGUUUAAGCUGCUGCAGGCUUUCCUGGAGUUUGGCCUGACAGUUUAGGAUGAAGAAGGGAGAAGGGGUAGGAAGAAAAAGAGAGGUUUUGUUUGUUUGUUUGUUUUGGGUUUUCUUUAACAUUCCCCUUGUAGGGUAAAUCUUAGCCAAGUCAUCAUCCUGAAGUGACUCUAAAGGAUGACUUAAGUAGUCUACAAGCCAAUCUGCUCCUUCCUACACGUAGUUUCUCCAACAGGGGUGAUAUAAUCUGUCUGCUUCAAACAUAGGUAAGGCCUGCCGUCCUCAUUGGUCAAAGGAGCAUAUGGGACCUUGAGUGGGCUCCGCCAGCAAGGCAGGCAGCCCAAGAGCCAGCUUUCAGGUGUUGGGUUAUCAAUGCCUGCCCUCUGAGUUUACAUGUUGAAUUGCUUCCAAGGGUGAAUAAAUACCCUGCUCUGUGAAUGCUCUAAGACCCCCACAGCCAACCUUAGGCUGGGUCUGUGUAUGUUCUUCUGAAGCACUGAUGAACAAAAUUGAAGAUACAUUCAGAGGUUUUGAUUGGUUGAAAUUAACUGGUUUGGUGGUUGGUAUACGUUUAUUUUUAUGUCUUUGUAUGUAGUUCUACAUAAUGCAAACUUUCUGAUGGACAAGACCUCAUAACUGUGAUUAAUAUCAAUAAAGGGGAUAUUGUUGUGGAUGA
Canis lupus familiaris (dog) is the source of this 3241-nucleotide messenger RNA. RefSeq names its product solute carrier family 39 member 11 (gene SLC39A11). Gene Ontology annotation, cellular component: membrane. The coding region runs from base 392 to 1594 and encodes 400 amino acids. The transcript is spliced from 13 exons. NCBI's taxonomy places the organism in Eukaryota, Metazoa, Chordata, Mammalia, Carnivora, Canidae. Gene Ontology annotation, molecular function: zinc ion transmembrane transporter activity. Gene Ontology annotation, biological process: zinc ion transmembrane transport. The record is from RefSeq and is a predicted model, not a curated record.